AUGGCGGGCAAAAAGCGUAAAGCAUCGGGCGCCGAGGGUCGCAAAGAAGAUGCCAAGCGACAAGCCACAGAGUCCGCCUCUGGAAGCACUCCAGCAACUGCUGGUCAGGCAAGCAAGAAUGCCGCUGUCGGUGCGACGAUGGUGGAGGCUAGUCAGGGAAGAGCCAACGUGAACUACGUUGCGAGGUUCUUUGACUACAAGGAGAGGCUGCACAAAGCCAAUUCUGUGAGUAGUGAAAGUCGUCGGCCGAGGACAUCGCUCCCAAGCCCGCUGGCUAGCUCGAACGACCUGACCUCGGCCUGCUUCCAUCUCGUGACAUCCUCUUCGCGCUCACUGCCUGAUGUUAUGGCACAGAAACGUGAUGGCUAUCACGAUGCUCUACGGCGGUCCAUGACGAAGCAUUGCGACUUGCAAGAAGAGAUAGAGUAAGCAAGCCUUCUCAAUUGUCCAAGCAACCGACAAGUCCUUCCACUCGCUCACCCUCCGCUCUCAUCUGUCCUAGUUACAUCCUCGACGCAAUUGCUACAGCGCGUCAAAAGAGGCUAGGAAGCUCGGCACAGGCAAAGCUGGAGCGCUCUGAGCGAGAUCGGUCAAAGCUUGCCUCCGCACUGGGUCCAGCACCUCAGUCCACCUUGUCUCACUUGCUCGAUGACCAGAAGCAGAAGCGGCGGGAGUGA
Molecule: messenger RNA, 677 nt
Organism: Ceraceosorus bombacis
Lineage: Eukaryota; Fungi; Basidiomycota; Exobasidiomycetes; Ceraceosorales; Ceraceosoraceae
Source: the annotation of a GenBank genome assembly